GCUGUUGCCUUCCGCCAAUCAAUCCCAGCCUCCUUACUUUCAUUACCCCAAAACUGGGACCCAUUAAAAGCUUCCGGGAUGUGCAAAGGCCUGGCUGAAGCAGCAGAUAUCUAAAAGCUAGCGGACCGUUUAGUAUUCCGGGAGUUCCUUAAUCGAGCUAUGAAUGGCGGAGCAAUUGGCACAACUCCUCAUUAAGGCAGCUCAACAUCAUCUUAGCACUGGAAAGAAGAAAAGGUUAUCAUCUUCGGCCUCCUUGAAUGUAGCUGGGGAGGUCCUGGCAGUAGCAGCUGGUUUGAAACCAGCUUUUCUGUACGAUUACAAUUCUGCAGGGACUCCUCAGAUCCUGGACUACGUUCAACACCUUCAAACUAACCUUCAACUUGCAUGUCGGCUGCAUAUUCUUAAUAUAGCUGAGAAUGUUCUAAUCGUCAACUUGGAACUGAUGUGUUUGUGUCUGGAGUCAGUCCUGCUUAACAAUAAUGUCACCUUCAUUGACGUCUCUGCUUUUAGACCAGGUCCUACCUUUUCUAACCCAGAAAAUGUGAACCUUAUAAAAAUCCAUCUGUCAGAGAUAUUGCGUCAUAUUAAAGCGUUAACGGAAGAUACUUCCCGGACAAUAUCUUCAAGUGAACUCUUCUCGACGGAAUGGAAUUUGUGUACUCUAUUUGGUGUCUUGCUCGGGUAUCCAGCGUCCUACAAUUUUCCUAAUCAGAAGAGUUCUGAUAAUUGCCUUACACUAGUUCCGCUGAGAGUGUUUACGGUUCAAGCCACAUUUUGUACGGUCAACAGUGAUUUCAGAGUUCGGUUUUAUUCCUUCAGCGUCCCAGAACUCUUGUAUCCAGACGUGAAAACGAACCUCAGCGCAUGGUGUGAAAAACUCACAGAUGCUUUUAAAGCUCAGAAAGAAUUUGCUGAUCUCUGCAUUGCAAGCGAGGUGGUUGUUCUAUCAGCAGUAGCCUUGUAAAUAUGGAUCUCGGUUUAGAGACAGAUAACAGUGCUUCUCCACAGUAUUCUACUGAUUUUGUUUAAAAGCUUCAGAACAGGGGCAGUUUGGAAGCAUAGUUCUAGCAAUUACCAUAUUUUUCGGAGUAUAAGACGCACCCCCCCCCAAAAAAGAGGGUGAAAAGCU
This is a messenger RNA of Thamnophis elegans (Western terrestrial garter snake), 1129 nucleotides long. Its product is annotated as UPF0739 protein C1orf74 homolog. Bases 164 to 964 code for a protein of 266 amino acids. Lineage: Eukaryota; Metazoa; Chordata; Lepidosauria; Squamata; Natricidae. The transcript is spliced from 2 exons. The record is from RefSeq and is a predicted model, not a curated record.